CCGCAUUGGCGGCGGCCAGGGUCAGUGUCUCGAUAUUAGACAUUCUUCCUCAGCCUAUAUCAUAUGCGCUGCCGGUACACAAGCUGUGUCAGGAGUCUGCGGAGCGCAUCCUCAAUGAGUUCCACCCACAGCUCAUGGUAGCCAUUGGUGGCGGCGGUUACGUUCCAGCACGCAUCUUGCGAUCUUUCCUCAAGAAGCCUGGAUCCCCCAACAUCCCCAUCCAAGCUAUUGGCCUCUCACUCUACGAAGCCCUCGGCACCGACCCCGUUGAGCAACCCGGCACAAAAGUAACCCGCACACAAUGGCUCGACCUUUCCUCCCUCGAGAUGGCCAACCUGAUCGGCAAGAACAUCCUCAUCGUCGAUGAAGUCGACGACACGCGGACCACCCUCGAGUACGCCGUCCGCGAACUCGAGAAGGACGUCAUCGAGGCUCAGAAGAAGACCGGCCGCGAGGGCGAAAAGACCACCUUCAGCAUCUUUGUGCUCCACAACAAGGACAAGACGAAGAAGGGAAAGCUGCCCGAGGAUAUCGUUCAGGGUCGCUACGAGGCUGCGCGCACGGUCGGCGAUGAGUGGAUUUGCUAUCCUUGGGAGGCCAUGGAUAUCGAUGAGCAUGAUCGUCUUUCCCGCGAGGCCGAGAGCAAGCAGUGA
Messenger RNA from Periconia digitata, 653 nucleotides. Lineage: Eukaryota; Fungi; Ascomycota; Dothideomycetes; Pleosporales; Periconiaceae. The record is from the annotation of a GenBank genome assembly.